AUGUUCAAAUUUGCUGGUGGCAAGCUUCUAAAUCGUAUCGAGAAAGCAGUAGCCGAGAGAAAAGCGCAAAGGGCAAAAGGAGGUGUCGUUUCGUUAGAAGAGAAAGAUUCCAUUGAUUUCAUCGAUCUUUUUCUCGAUGCUGAGGCCGAUGUUGAUUUGAAAGCCGAGGAGGGGCUCAGUGGAAAGAAUGCACAAAUUGUUCGUCACAUGUUAGAAGAAGAGGUGGUGAUGCAGUGCUUUGUCUUCCUUUUGGCCGGUUUCGACACCACUUCCAAUACACUCUCUUAUACAGCUUGGUAUCUGGCUAAACAUCCACAAUGCCAGCGUCGACUCCAAGAAGAAAUCGAUCAAGUUUGCGGGGAACAGCCGGAAAUCGGUUACGACGAUUUAUCAGAGCUGAAAUACAUGGAUUGUGUCGUGAAGGAGACCCUCCGUCUCAAUCCACAUGCCACUAUUGUUGUUGGCAGGGUUGCUGGACAAGAUCUAGAAAUCGCGGGCAUUCGAUUGAAGAAAGGGGAUAAAGUUCAGGUAGAUUCCUAUUCGCUUCAACGAGACAAAGAGAUCUGGGGCGCUGAUGCAGAAGAAUUCAAGCCGGAUAGGUGGCUCGAUCUAACGUCUAAUCAAAAAGAUGCCUAUCUUGCUUUCGGCGCCGGCCCACGACAAUGCGUUGGCAUGAGAUUGGCAUAUAUCGAGCAAAAAAUCGCCUUAGCGAGAAUCCUUCGCGAGUAUGAACUGAUUUGUGGACCGAAAACCGAGAAGAAACUUGAUCAUUCUGGAUGGUUCACCGUAUCACCGGCUUCUGUCACUGUAAAUGUUAGAAAACGGGAUCAG
Molecule: messenger RNA, 831 nt
Organism: Mesorhabditis belari
Lineage: Eukaryota; Metazoa; Nematoda; Chromadorea; Rhabditida; Rhabditidae
Source: the annotation of a GenBank genome assembly